This is a messenger RNA of Anas platyrhynchos (mallard), 1819 nucleotides long. Its product is annotated as rap1 GTPase-GDP dissociation stimulator 1. The record is from RefSeq and is a predicted model, not a curated record. Gene Ontology annotation, molecular function: protein binding; guanyl-nucleotide exchange factor activity. Gene Ontology annotation, biological process: positive regulation of GTPase activity. NCBI's taxonomy places the organism in Eukaryota, Metazoa, Chordata, Aves, Anseriformes, Anatidae.
GAAAAGAGCGAAGCGUGCUGUGGGCUGCUCAUCAGCCUGAAAGCUAUAAAAUCUCUCCCUUAUUCACAGCUUGCUAGUUGUAAAGGACAAAGACUCACAGUACAGAUCAGCUAUUCUCUAUUGUCCCCACUCUGGAGAGCUGCAGCUUUUAUGGAAACCCUGAGUCAGCACCUGGAGUACCUGGGGCUCUGUGGAGAUGACACGGAAGCUGAAGACCAGAUACUUGAAAGUCUAAAUGGGAUUCUCGUGGCUCUUACUGAAGAUAAGCAGAGAUCCUUCAGCCUACUCAGAGAGAGUGGGAUCUUCCUAACUUUGGCAAAAAUCCUGAAAGGCAAUCCACGAUGUGCAGUGAAAGCAGCCCAGGUGCUUUCAGAGAUAGCCAAGAAUGAUGAAAUGAAGAAGCCGUGUAUUGAAGCAGAUUUGGUUGUGACUUUGAUACCUUUGCUGGAAAGCACAGACCAAGAAAUGCUUCUUCAUGCUGGGCGGGCUAUUGGCCGUAUCUGUUAUGAUAACCGUGAUCUUCAGGAAGAGCUGGUGAAGGUAGGUGUAAUCUCAUCACUAGUCCGAAUAUUGACUGAUUAUGCAGAGAGCGAACCACUUGUCCACGUUGACCUAUUGGCCUUAUGCAAUCUUGCAGACCUUGAUACAGCUAAGGAAGCUCUAAGCAAGACAAAGGUUGCUGAACAGCUGGUGAAACAAUUGAGAAGAGCAGAGAACCAUGAAAGGUUAGAAAUCAUCUUUGAGGUCCUACAAGCACUUGCAGAAAAUGAUGCUCUAAAAGUUCAGUUGGUGGAGGCAGGUGUGCAAGAGGUGCUGUCUGACAUCCUGCUGAGGCUCCAGGGCAAUUCACAAGCUGAAGAUACAUGCAUCGUGAAGGCUGCAUCAGAUCUCAUUGUCUCUCUGCUUCUUGGAGAUGGCAACUGUAUACGAAUGGUACAGGUGGGAGUCAUACAUCAGCUUCUGGACCUUUUGGAGAAACAUGUGGAGAGUGGGGAUGUCUCUGUACAACAUGCUGCACUCAGCGCACUUCGAAACCUUGCUAUCCCAGUUGUUAACAAGGUUCAAAUGCUGGAGGAAGGUGUGGCAGAACGGAUUCAGGCACUUCUAAGGUCAGAGAUGCCUCCUGUGCAGUUUAGACUUCUGGGAACACUACGGAUGCUAGCAGAUGGUCAAGCUGAUGCAGCUGAAAUCUUGGGCCAAGACCCCAUGCUGCUCAACAGACUUGUGCAGUGGUGUGAUGUUAAGGACCAUGCCGGCGUUCGUGGAGAAGCAAAUCGGCUGCUAGCAUCAAUCGUGCGUCACAACAGAUCGCAAGAAGUGGUCAAAGCGGUGCAGGAGGCACAAGGAGUGAAGCAUCUGGUUUCCAUGACUACAAGUGAACAUGCUGCCCUGCAGAAUGAGGCUCUGAAUGCCUUGGCAAUAGCGUCUGCUAUUGAUUUAGAUACCCUUGAAGCAUCUUUUAAGGAAUCACAGCUAGUACAAAGCUUACACAGACUCCUACAAGAUGAUAAUACAACUCCUGAGGUUAAAUAUAAUUCUAUGAGUCUUUUGUGCAGUCUUCUUAAUUCAGGUGAUCUGAGACAAGAAAUAGAAGAGGACAAGAUUAAAGAAACCCUUGAACAACUCUGCAGUCACAGCAACGCAAAUGUGGUCAAGGAAGCUGCUGCAACGUUACAGGUUUUGAAAGGAGAGCCACCCCACUAGCCUCCCUUCCAACCCAGAGCAACCUGUGCUGCUGCUGAGGCAAAUGCAAUAAAAUGCCAGCUUGGCCAACGCUACCUUGCAUUUGUCAUGCUGCUGCACAACCAAUGCUAUUAAA